AAGGUCCUUCAGUCACACUUUGCCGCUGAGUAAGCUCAGUGUAUGGGCUCGCUGAAGGUUUAGGUCACGUGACGUGGAGACAGACAGGUUGUGGGGGGAAAGGUAGUGCUCAGCCCUGUCAUCCAUGAGUGAAGGCCACUGACACGGAGUGUAAGGAUAAGGCGGACUCCUGCAGGGCUUCUGUGAGCUGUAUCUAGAGGUAUUUAGGCAUGGAGACCCGCCAUUGGGACCCCGCCCAGGUGCUGCCUCUGAUCAUCAUGGCCGUUCUUGUCUCCUCCGUGACUUUGGAGGUGUUUUAUCUAAUCCUCACCACUACAGGGAGUGGACAGUUACCUCUUCUGGUGCUGGCAUUGUACCUCUUAUUUAAUGUGGUGGGGAAUAUGGUGAAAUUUGUCCUGAGUAAUUCCACAAUUAAAGGUGUCUUCCUGGAGCAUGGGAGCCUCGGUCAAGGUUGGGAGUAUUGUUACAGCUGCCAGACCCGCAUUCCCCCGAGAUGCCACCACUGUUUUAACUGUAACGUGUGUGUACUUCGCCGUGACCACCAUUGCACCCUGCUCGGAAAGUGUGUCGGCUACUCAAACUAUCGCUACUUCUUUUGUGCGUUAAUCAGUGGGUUGGUGGCGCUGCUUCUUGCAACCAUUCUGAAUGCUGAAAUUUUCAUGGAUUUGCUUCACGAGGGCUUCAGUCUCCACAGCCUCUUCCUGCUGAUCAUGCCGUGGAUGAUGUUCCUUACAGGUCAGGUCUCGGGCUCGGCUUUCGUUGUCGCCUUUGUCGCUGAUACCUGUGUCGUGGGUUUUCUAUUUUGCCUGGCUUUCUUCAUCCUGCACUGUUUAAUUCUUUACCGUGGCUCAACUACCAGAGAGUGGUUUGGCGGCCAUGAAAGAGAUUAUGACCAUGGAUGGAAGAAAAAUGCCAAGAAUUUUCUUGGAGAAAGGUGGUACCUUGUGUGGCUGUCUCCAUGGAUUCAAUCGAGAUUGACUGGAGAUGGAGUUAACUUUGAGCCUAGAGAUCUCUCUUCAGCUCUAUCAUCCAAAAAUGUGACUCAGUAGCCAGCCGGACGUGCACCAAAGCUCUCACUUAUCUACUUUGUCACGUACAACGCCUGAAUGUAGCGGACGGGUGACUUGGAAUAUACUUAGACUAGAAUAAGUCCACUUCAGAUACGUACUUGUGGUUGCCGCAAUGCCUUUCUAUCUACACACUUGUAAAUAAGGGAGAAAUGUAUAAGGUAUAUGUGUCAUCAGCGCUGGUGUAACGUGUAGAAAAGCAAUAGUGGAACUUUAGAUACGUAUCAGUCAUAGUCGGCUUUAAUCCUUUUUCCUCUGGAAAUCUAGUCGCUGCCCAGGUGGCUAGAUAACCGUAUAUUUUCGCUGUGCAUUAUUUCAGGGAUCAUCUUUUCAAACAGAUUAUAUGUCACAGCUUAGGCUACUUUCACACUCGCGUCUGGUGCGGAUCCGUCAUGGAUCUGCACAAAUGCUUCCUUUCAGAUAAUACAAACGCAUGCAUCCGUUCAGAGCGGAUCCGUUUG
This is a messenger RNA of Bufo bufo (common toad), 1528 nucleotides long. RefSeq names its product zinc finger DHHC-type containing 24 (gene ZDHHC24). Gene Ontology annotation, cellular component: endoplasmic reticulum; Golgi apparatus. Gene Ontology annotation, biological process: peptidyl-L-cysteine S-palmitoylation; protein targeting to membrane. The coding region runs from base 210 to 1049 and encodes 279 amino acids. The transcript is spliced from 5 exons. Lineage: Eukaryota; Metazoa; Chordata; Amphibia; Anura; Bufonidae. Gene Ontology annotation, molecular function: protein-cysteine S-palmitoyltransferase activity. The record is from RefSeq and is a predicted model, not a curated record.